This is a messenger RNA of Budorcas taxicolor (takin), 1020 nucleotides long. RefSeq names its product heat shock transcription factor, X-linked member 4-like. Lineage: Eukaryota; Metazoa; Chordata; Mammalia; Artiodactyla; Bovidae. The record is from RefSeq and is a predicted model, not a curated record. Bases 1 to 1020 code for a protein of 339 amino acids. Gene Ontology annotation, molecular function: DNA-binding transcription factor activity; sequence-specific DNA binding. The transcript has 2 exons. Gene Ontology annotation, biological process: regulation of DNA-templated transcription.
AUGGCUAGUCAGAGUUCCCAGACGGCACACACAGCCCCACUGGCCCCAUUAACUUAUGGGGAGCCUGCAGCAGGGGACCCCCAUGAGUCCUCCCCAGAUCCAAAUGUUGAUUCAGCGGAGACUUUGGAGAAGCAGGGUGACCAACCCAAGAGCCCAGAUUCAGGCCUCCAUGACAAUCUGCCCCCACAGGGCCUGAAGCCACAAAUAGCCAACAAGGAAGAGAACCACACCUUCCUCGGGCUGUCCUUCCCCAGGAAGCUCUGGAGAAUUGUGGAGGAUGAGGCCUUCACCUCUGUGCACUGGAACGAUGAGGGAGACAUGGUGGUCAUUGAGGCAGAUCUCUUCCAGACAGAGGUCCUCCAGCGCAGAGGUGCAGACCAGAUCUUUGAGACAGACAACAUCAAAAGCUUCAUCCGUGAACUGAACCUGUACGGUUUCAGUAAAAUCUCCCCUUUGGGUCACUCUGCAGGGAAGAAGAUGAUGAUCUAUCGCAACUCCAAUUUUCAGAAAGACAAGCCUCUCCUCCUGCAGAACAUCCCAAAGAGAAAGAAGCGAGUGGUGGCAACCAGACACUCUCCUCGACUCCACCACAACCAGUGCACCCAAGAGGCCGACAAGAAAGUCCAGAAGGGAACCCCACCUGUUCGCAGAACCCCCAGCCGGCGAUCAUUUGUGCUCUCUCACCUUUGGUCCAUGGGCAGUGUACCCAGGCAGGCCGGGGCAAACUAUCUCCCCAUGGAGGAGGGCGGCCCCAGUGGAAAGGGCACAUCCAGCAAUACCACGUCUGCACCCCCAGCUACUUCUGGGAGGGAGGGUACAGGGCAAAUGCCCGAGAGCCCCCUAGAGUACCCAGAUUAUGAUUCAGUGAUGGCUUUGUACAACACCUGUUACUCCAUCCUGACGGCAGCCCUUUCCUUCACGGCCCCAAAUGAGGCCCCUGAGGCAGAGGAGGAGCAGGGAGAGUCCUCCGAUUACAAAUGUGUACUCUGUGAGCAGGUCAAGGACAAGCCCAAUCCCUAA